Puccinia graminis f. sp. tritici CRL 75-36-700-3 is the source of this 2976-nucleotide messenger RNA. RefSeq lists its product as uncharacterized. The record is from RefSeq and is a predicted model, not a curated record. Lineage: Eukaryota; Fungi; Basidiomycota; Pucciniomycetes; Pucciniales; Pucciniaceae. The transcript has 4 exons. The coding region runs from base 1 to 2976 and encodes 991 amino acids.
AUGGCAGUUGAGAAGGCUAAAAACCAUCGAGGAUCGCAAUCUCCUCCAGAUUUUCAGCCCUUGGUCCAUCCUUCGGCAUUCAACGAGGGACUUGCACCACAUUUCAUGCACCACUGGUCAUACGAUAGUCAACCGAGUUUUGUGCCUGACCCGCAUGGUCAUCCAGGUUUUAUACCAGGUUAUGAGGAUGCUAGAAAUGAAAUGCAGCUCAAUCCUGGCAAUACAGAUUAUUAUUACAACUAUGCGAAUGUUGGUGUCGAAUACCCUGGAUUUUUGGAUUACGAAGAGCAUCAAAAUCCUGGAAAUAUUGAGCUUUACCAUCAUCGCAACUGGGAACAUUCUGGAUUCCACUCAUUUGAUAACAGUUGGCCAGCCAGUCCUGGAAUUUCGUAUGACAAUCUCAAUGCCAGGAUGGGAAAUACUGAACAUUUGGCGAUUCAAAGAUGGAAUCAAAACGCCGCGGGAAGAAACUAUGGCAGGAACAGGAAUUACUCGGGAUUCCAGAAUCCCAAUUCAGGGACAUCAAUCCGUAAAAAUGGUAGAUUCCCGUCUAAUGGUUAUCGGAAAAAUGGAAAGGCAAAAGCUUCCAAAGCUGCUUCAUAUAAUAAAGUUCCGAUGCUCAACCAAGAACAUGUCAAAACCGCCAAUUCAAUAGAAUAUGGUCGCGCCAGUAAAGAGCCACCUAAAACUACCUCGAGCGAUGGCGGAUAUUCAUCUUCCUCGCAGGAAACAGGUAAUCAGGAUACCGACUUUUCAUCGGGAAAUCCUCCGAUUCUUCGAAAUCCAGGAAAAAACUAUGGCCCAAAAAACGGGCAAGGUUGGAACACUUUGCUUCCCGAAAAACCUCAAACUUCAUCAGUAUCGCCGCCUCAAGUAGGCCGGAGUCACGUUAAGCCAACACUUGCAAACUUUCUGGCCGCCAACACCAGAAGUGAAAAAGGAAAUAUCCACAAACCCAACCAAGAAAUUGACGAGCAAUUGUUCAAGAAAGGACUAGAACUUAAGUAUGAAGAUGGAUCAAUUCGAAAAAACACGAUGACUGAACUCCCCCUCCUAGCUGAAAACGGGGAGACCGAUAUUAAAAGAUUUAUUCAAAAAUUCCACGAAGAGUCAGAGACAAAGAGGGGAAGCCUGCAAGAUAACAACACAGAUAAAAAAUCUGAGACGAAACGUGGGAAGGCUAAAUCUCCGGUAUUGGAGGAAGAUUCAAUUCCGGAAGACAUCCGAUUGAAACGCGAAAAGAAAAAAAAGUGGGAGGCCUCCCUUACACGAUUUGAUAGAUUCGAGAAGAUGAAAAGACGCCCGGGAAAGGUUGAAUUUCCUGUGGAAGGACAUUUUCCACAAGAUACGGCGCGAAAUCCGAAUGUCCCAAUCGAAGAAAAUAUCACAGUGGAGGCCCCCUCGGCCGAUGAGAGCACGAAACUUGAAGCAGGAAGUCUGAAGGGUGGCACUUCUAGCGUGAAUGCGAGUAAGCAGGGGGUAACACUACUAUCAAAAGACACGGUUGACCCUAGCAUGCAAGGAACAGGUGAAAAUUCAAAGAAAACCCUCCAAGACCAAGAGAUGGCUGGUGGUCUCGAGACUAAAAUUAUCAAUCAUGAUGGGAGCGAAGCACUUCCUGGCUCCAAUAAAGAAAUUCACACAGAAAGCGCCUCAAAUCAAGACCAAACUGCCAAAGCUUUACUCCAUCUUGCUGCGUCUUCUUCCCGCCCCCGCAAUCUUGCCAAAAAGAAGGGCGAUCAGACAGAGGAAGAGAAUAUCCUCCGCCUAAUUGAGUAUAGAAAGAAUCACAUCGAACCAAACAAGCCGGCUCCUCGUCGCCCACUCUAUUUCAAAAAGAAUUAUGUGUUGGAUGAAAAAUCUCUUGAGGAAUCAUUUGAAGAAUACAAAUUGUCUUUGAAAUCAGAAAAUCCUCGAACUAAAUCACCAACAUCCUUGAUGGUACCCUUAAAAAUUGACGAGCGUAUCUUACCUAAGAAACUUGCAUUGGUCUUCGAUGCAUUGAACCAUAAAAUAAAACAUGAUGCUGUACAAGCAAUCAAGCCACUACGCUUGAACCAGUUUUCAAAAUCAACAGUCAAAGCUUUCUGCGAAUUAUGGGGAGAGCAGACGGUUUUGGAGUGGAAUGAACAGAAUCUGGACAUAAGCUUGAUGGCUCGAUUGGCUCUAGAAUUGAACUUAGAUAAUAAGACCCCUCAUUUUGGGAUUUCGCCAUCCUCCCAGCUGAUUGAAUUGUAUGAGAGAUUCAGAGCCAAUUUCCUCAAUUCCAAGUUCAAGUUUCAUCAAGUCGAAUCGUCCUUUACGAAAGUGCUCGGCAAAGCGGAGAGUAACAGACGAUUUAUUGCAUUUUUCCGUUGCUUACAAGACGAGACUAGCACACGAAAUUGGAUAUUUGUCAAGAAAAAACUGAUGAAUGAGAAUAUCAUGAAAGAAUCUGACGCGGCAUGUUUCGAGAAAAGGCUCGGGCUUUCAACAGAUUCGGUAUCGACUAUCAAUCUCCCAAGUGAACCAGGAUUUCUCAACAUGAAAGGCCCCUUCGCACAUUCCACAAAGUUCAUCGCCGAGACCAUGGCGUGCGUAUAUGGUCAAUUUGAAGGAAAAAGAAAGCUGGAAUUGAAUAACUACCUUCAAAAUCGACUCUAUCGUCCCCGUUGGUGGGAAUCACUCGGCCUAGAAGAAGACAGCAAAAAAUAUGGGCUCGACCUUUUCUCGAUUUUAAAAGUGGGAGAUUCACUUCAAUUCGGUUCCAAUUAUUUCCUAAGAGGAGCCAAAGCUACCGUCGCGAUUGACAUGGCCUUCCGGGUGAUUAUCAAUGUGAUGCAUCGCGAUGAUACCCAUCUACCUUGGAUGGAAUCUCCUGAGCGGGCCUGGCUUCACAAGGCCUCUGGAGGCUUAUACCAGGAUCGACUGCGGGUGCUCAAUGGACUGAGCCCAAUGCUGCUAACGGAGCAACCCAAACCAACUUUGUUCAGUUAG